Messenger RNA from Prunus armeniaca (apricot), 393 nucleotides. The record is from the annotation of a GenBank genome assembly. NCBI's taxonomy places the organism in Eukaryota, Viridiplantae, Streptophyta, Magnoliopsida, Rosales, Rosaceae.
AUGACUUUCAAGAGAAGAAACGGCGGGAGAAACAAGCAUGGCCGUGGCCAUGUGAAGUUCAUCCGUUGCUCUAACUGUGGCAAAUGCUGCCCUAAGGACAAAGCUAUCAAGAGGUUUCUGGUGAGGAACAUUGUUGAGCAAGCUGCAGUUAGGGAUGUCCAGGAGGCUUGUGUUUAUGAUGCUUACACUCUUCCUAAGCUGUAUGCAAAGAUGCAAUACUGUGUUUCUUGCGCCAUCCACUCUCACGUUGUGAGGGUUAGAUCGCGGGAAAACAGGAGGAACCGUGAACCCCCACAGCGUUUCAGGCGUCGGGAGGAUACACCAAGGCCUGCUGCUCCUGGUGCACCUGGUCAGGCUCCACGCCCAGCAGGAGCGCCAGCUGCUCGUCCAUGA